AUGGAUUGGAGCGCACGUUGGUGCAACGUCCAGCUGAAGAACCCCAAUGCAGUGGCCCACGCGCUGAAUCGCACCCGGGCAACCGAGCGUAGCGGAGGACUUCCGGUGCCACUGGACAUCACGGGAAAUUUGUAUCGCGGCGUAGCUGGAUAUAUGAGGAUGGUGAGGCAUAUCAGAAAGCACAUGGACCACAUACGGCGAGUCGACAUAAAGGUUUCCAGGAAAGCACUGCGCCAGUGGGUUGUGGCGAACCCGGUGAACCCUGACUUCCCGGCGCCAAUCCUUGAGGAGCUCCAGCUGAAGAAGGUCGCUGACAACCUGGACGCGGUCCCUGAUGCUAACGAGCAUACCUUGCUUAGUAUCUUCCGGUCACAGAGGCUGAGGGACCUCACGGUGCAUAAAUUCACCUAUCGCGCCGCGCGGGCACUAUUCCUUCCGACGGUCGAGAAGCUUUCAUUGCUAGUGCCCAAAGAGUCCGGGACGUCGACCUUGCAAUUCCAACAGGAUCUGCUUACGAUGCCGAACCUUCGUCGGCUGACUGUCGACUUGUCCUUGUCUCCGUCUGCGAAUAUGGUGGACGUCCAACUGGAUCGCUUAGAAUAUCUCGAUUUAACGAUUAAGAAGGCAAAAGAUGCAAGGUUCCUCCGAACGGUCACUGCGCACAGGCUGCGCGACGCGCGCAUCAUUGUCGAGGCACCGGACAAAGACAUACCGAGUAUCCUACGCUCGCUAUCCGGGGUCUUCAACGUCGUCGCCGUACAAAGACACUUGCGAUGUGCAGUAUUCCGAGCCCGGAAUGCUCAUGGUCUCUACGUCUCAUUAACCGAGGAAGAGAUGUCCACGACAAAGGGGAUCCGCCUCUACUUGAAGAACGCCACGCUGGACGAGCACCUAUUCCGCUUGCUGACCAUGUACAUGGCGCUGUGCCUCGAAAAGGUGCAACGCCUUUACAUCGAACCUGACCUAUGUGUCCCACUCGUUCGAAAUGCCGCAACGGUGAAAAUGAACGCUGAAGGCUUGCUUCUGACGAUAGAAGCCAUGCAGGAGCUGCGGUUGCUUCAGAUAUCGAUGAAACUGACUAGGAUCGACAAUCUGGAAGACGGAUCAGCCGUACCAUGCCCUCGAUUGGAGACCGUCGUAGUGGAGGACGUCGGGGUAGAUGAAGCUCUAUUCCUCUCAUUCCUGAUUGCGCCGAAUCUGCAAGAUGUGGACCUUGACAUUACGGCGCCUGGCGGGGACAUUCAUAAUGUCGUUGAAUCGAUCGCGCCUCUUCUAGACCACGUCGCAAAAAACUGCCAAGGGUACGACGCCAACAUCUGCACACAGAGCGGUCAAUCUCUAGAGCUCACAUUCACUGGACUGGAGACAGAAACGGAUGCCGUCCGUCUUGAAUUCCUCGGUAAAGAUAUACAAAAUCGAGCAUUGACUGCCAUAGCGAGGGAGCUCGGAAGCAGCCUACAGGUUGUCCGGGAGUUCACAGUAGCUAAUGGGGAAGGUUACGAGCGCAAUUCGAGGGCGACAUGGUACGGUCUCUUUGAACAAAUGGACGCCGUUCGUACCUUGUGCAUCGAAGGCGACGCCAGCAAAGUGUUCGACUCUGGGCUUGCUUUUCGCCCGGGAGGCCAGCAAGACUAUCACCCAGUCUUUCCGCAGAUGUAUUCGCUAAUCCUCGAGAACGUCUGGUUCCGGCCGCGGAAGAAGAAGAAUGGCCCGAGACCUAAGAAGACAUUCAUAAACGAUCUGAUAAGAUCGUUUCAGCAUCGCCAGCAGGCAACAAAACUCAAACAUCUUACAAUUGUCAAAGGAACAAAUAUCCGUUUGGCAGAUAUUAACAAACUGCAGACCUUCACGAGAUAUCUCAGUUCUGACAGAGCGGUCCGGAAGUAA
This is a messenger RNA of Gloeophyllum trabeum ATCC 11539, 1887 nucleotides long. RefSeq lists its product as uncharacterized. The coding region runs from base 1 to 1887 and encodes 628 amino acids. The transcript has a single exon. Lineage: Eukaryota; Fungi; Basidiomycota; Agaricomycetes; Gloeophyllales; Gloeophyllaceae. The record is from RefSeq and is a predicted model, not a curated record.